GUUUAGCUGUAUGUAUAUUAUAACGUUAUAACAUAGGGCUUAAUUGUCAAUCUACAAUGUGAUUUAGGUGCAAUGCGUAAACAAAAUAUCAACAUGUGCCUGUUAGCGCGUUUAUUCUUUUGAUUGAUUCUGAUAUUGUGAGCAGGAACCUUCAGGUGACACGAGGAGACCUCACCUCUUGUGUAGACUUCAGUGUCACACACCAUUCCAACUACAGCCAUCAAACAAUUGACUGUUCCGUGUUUUUCUGCUUUCAGAGAAUCUGCAGAGACAAACAUUCAUCACACAAGCUGUUUAGCAAGAGAGGACGAUUAGAAUAGAUCAAAUAGUAACACAUUAGCACUGUAGCCGGCGCAGAAAGCUAAGCCGACAUCCAUAGACGCACGAGGAUCGAUUACUCCCGGUAUUGACGAGAGGGAGUUUCAAAGGGGCGUGGCCACACCGUAUGUCACAAAAACGGGCAGUGUGUAAACCAAGCACGGGCACCAGUCUAUGGUAGUCGGUAGAGACGUACACAACAUCGAUCUGAGUCGCGGUGUGUGUAUCUGAACCAGCGUUGUUUGUUUAUUUACUCGCCAACCACCCAUGGUCGAGGUAGUACUGUUAAACUCACCUGUAACUGUUGAUACGCUUCAUUGGACAUGAUAACUGUCAUCUCAUUGGCUACAUGUGAUUAAAACGUGUCUCCCUGGCAACCAUCACGCGUAUUAACAUAAGACAACAAAAUCCGUCCGUUGCAUUAAGUGCUUGGCAAGGUGUAGUAACACCAGGCGGGUCUACACACCGGGAGUAAGGUGGAGGAGAGAGUACGGGAAGGAAAUCUCUUUUGGUGAGAUUUGGUUUGGUCUUAGUUGUAUUUCCUUUAUUGAAGCAUUGGCGAACGGCUGCUAGCACAGAGGGGACUAGCAGACACGAGAGAACGGCGCGUAUUGAUCAGCUCCGAGAAAUGCUGUUGUUCACUUAGAUGACAGUGGUGCUGGUGUACGUCUGAUCACCAACUACUGGCCAGAUAGUGUCGAUUUAAAUUGGAAAACAAGACACACACGUCGCACAACAAUCAGGACAGCAACCAGGAGGUUAUGACAGUACUUACUGUGUCGGCCAGUACGUGAAUACUCCACUUUUAGACCACCCUGUAGCAUGGCUUUGUAAUCUUGCCUGAAUACGGACCCAAUCAUAAACAAUGUCGGAAAAUGUUGGUAACGCCGAAGUUGAAGAUUUCCCAGAUAUUGUGGAAUUGAACGUUGGUGGGGUAUUCUAUACGUCAACAUUGAGGACUCUGAAACAGGAGUCCGAGUCUUUGUUAGGACAGACGUUUAACGGCACGUCCGCUCUCAACCUCAUCAAGGACUCCAAAGGAAAAUAUUUCUUAGACAGGGAUGGAGUUCUGUUUCGCUACAUACUCGAUUAUCUGCGGAAUAACAAACUAGUUCUACCGGAGAACUUCCACGAGAAGGAACGUCUGAAACAGGAAGCGGAAUACUUCCAGUUACCCGGCCUAGUCAAGUCACUGUGUUCACUGAUAGCAACAACACCGAAAGCUGGAUCGGUGUCGCAAUCAAAAAACCCUCCCAUAUCUAAUAGUAAUUCCCUCACCUCUGUGACGCCCUCGUCACGACCAGGAUGUAUUACUGUGGGAUAUCGAGGCACGUUUGCUUUUGGACGUGACGGUUUGGCGGACGUCAAAUUCAGGAAAAUAAGCCGUAUCAUUGUCUGUGGUAAGGUGUCACUGUGUCGCGAGGUAUUCAAGGACACACUAAACGAGAGUCGGGAUCCGGACCGUGGUGUUUGCGACCGGUACACAGUGAGGUUUUUCCUGAAACACAACUUCUUAGAGCAAGCGUUUGACAUGUUGUCCGAGGUGGGGUUCUCUAUAAGUAGCUGCUGUGCCUCGGGUACAAACAACGCCGGUGAAAUUAAAGCUGGAAUGGACACAGAAGAAGCAAAAUGGCAACAUUACAAUGAAUUUAUUUUCUGCCGGAAGUAGCAAUACAGAUGUCAAUAUUCAUACAAUAUUUUAGUGUUUGUAGAACAGACAUAUGUAAUUUUGACAACAGUUUAUUGGACAUUGAUAUAUUUCGUUUAGGAGGAAGUGUUUUACGGUGGAAUUGAAGUUAUCGUGUACUUUUUGUGAUGCUUAACCUCCAAGAGAUGUUAAUCGUGUGAAAACAUUUGGAGAAUUCAGAGUGACUGACAUGGCAAAAAAACGGCGUGAAACGCGUGUGUUGGAAUAUCGAGAGUAUUUCAGGUGUGUUGAACGCGGAGAAAUUCUUUGUGAGUUCAGGUGGAGAAGUAACGCUAUAGAAUGGAUGCAUAGUCGAUAUCCGCAGGUAACACAUUCCAUACAUUACCAAGCUUAUAAUACAGUGUUGUUGGUGUCACAUCGCGUAAGCUCUGGUCGACAGGCAUAUCACAAUAUGCACUUUUUAUCAGUCAUGCAAGAGACCAAACGUUGUCUUUCAUCUUUGUUUUCAUCGUUUUCAUUGUAAGUAGAAAACAGUCGAAGAGAAGUUUUCUCGUCCCCGUGUAUUAUAGACAAAUGCUUUAAAACAAUGCACCAGAGGAAUGUCACAGUGAGUCUGUUUAGACAUUUAACGGUCUCGUAGCUGUUUUUCAGUAUAUCAUCGUCGCUUUCUGUAUGAACAGUUAUUUCAUUGAAAUUUAAAACUCUUAUUCUAUUUAGAAUAAACAAACUGCUACCAACCAUAUUUUAUAUCGGUAUACGUUUCCUAUGUGGCUAUAGACUAACAGAGAAUAUUGUGAGAACAUAAUAUUGAAUUUAGUACGCUACCAUGUAACGGGGAAUGAUUUAAGAUCCACAGGCCAGCCACAAUAUUAGUAGGCUAGUAGAAAAAUGUUCAGCCAUAAUAUAAGACGGCUAAUAUAAUAGGUAAGGACUAUGAACGUGCCAGCAAUAAUACCAGUAUGUUAUUAAGAUAAUAUUUAGGACCAAGGGCCAGCCAUAAUGUUUGUAGGUUAACAGAAAAGAAUGUUUUAGGACUACGAGACAGCCUAAAACUAAGCUAACAAAUGUAUUUUAGGAAUACGGGCCAGCUAGAAUAUUAGAAGCAUUACACAAAUAUUUAGGAAUACGGGCCAGCUAGAAUACUAGUAGGCUACCAAAAGCCAGCUAGAAUACCAGUAGGCUAACAAAGGACAGCUAGAAUACUAGCAGGCUACCAAAAGCCAGCUAGAAUACCAGUAGGCUAACAAAGGACAGCUAGAAUACUAGCAAGCUACCAAAAGCCAGCUAGAAUACCAGUAGGCUAACAACGGCCAGCUAGAAUACUAGCAGGAUACCAAAAGCCAGCUAGAAUGCCAGUAGGCUAACAAAGGACAGCUAGAAUACUAGUAGGCUAACACAGGCCAGCUAGAAUACCAGUAGGCUAACAACGGCCAGCUAGAAUACUAAUAGGCUAACAAAGGCCAGCUAGAAUAAUAUAAGGCUAACAAAGGCCAGCUAGAAUACCAGUAGGCUAACAAAGGCCAGCUAGAAUACUAAUAGGCUAACAAAGGCCGGUUAGAAUACUAGUAGGCUAACAAAGGCCAGCUAGAAUACCAGUAGGCUAACAAAGGCAAGCUAGAAUUCCAGUAGGCUAACAAAGGCCGGCUAGAAUAAUAGUAGGCUAACAAGGGCCGGCUAGAAUAAUAGUAGGCUAACAAAGGCCGGCUAGAAUAAUAGUAGGCCAACAAAGGCCGGUAGAAUAAUAGUAGGCUGACAAAGGCCGGCUAGAAUACCAGUAGGCUAACAAAGGCCAGCUAGAAUACUAAUAGGCUAACAAAGGCCAGCUAGAAUAAUAUAAGGCUAACAAAGGCCAGCUAGAAUACCAGUAGGCUAACAAAGGCCGGCUAGAAUAAUAGUAGGCCAACAAAGGCCGGUAGAAUAAUAGUAGGCUGACAAAGGCCGGCUAGAAUACCAGUAGGCUAACAAAGGCCAGCUAGAAUAAUAGUAGGCUUAUGCAGAAUAUUAUAGGACCAUGGUCCUACCAUAAUACUAGUAGGUAACAGAAAAAUGCUUUGAGAAUGCGAGCUACCAGUAAUGCUAUAUGGCCAAUGAGAAUAGUUUGGGACUACAUACGGGCAAGCCAAAAUACAAAUAGACAAACAGAGAAUGCGUGUAAUUUAGGAUCACAGGACAGCCACAAUAUACACUAGCAGGCUAAUGGGGAAUGUUUUAGGGUCAUGGGAUCGACACUUUCUAGUAGGCUAAUAGAGAAUACUGUGAGAUUACGGGCCAGCUAUCAUACUAAUAGGCUAAUCACAGCGAAUAUUUAGGACGACGGGCUAGCUAUAAUAAUAAAUGCGUACAGAGGAAUAUUGUAAGAUUUAGAGCCAGCUAAGUACUAACAAUCUAACAUCGAACAUUUAAGGCCGGUAGUAUAAAGGCCAGGUACAAUGCUGGUAGUAUAGGCCAGCUAUUGUGCUGGUGGUAUAUAUCUGUAGAGCCCAGCUAGAAUACCGGUAGGCUAAAAGAAAAGAUCAUUAGUGAUACUAAUAAGCUUAUCACAGCGAAUAUUGGAGAAAUAAAGGAAAUAUUAAAAUGUUAUAGUAGAUCAUUGUAGAACGAAGCUAAUACUGGUAACGUUUAGUAACCUUAUGUACACUGCCGGAAUCUUAUCCCUCUCAUUAUAAACCUGGUUCACCGUGUACGUGUCUGAGGGGUUGUCGAUGAUCAGCGCACUCCUCGAGAUGCCAAGAACGGUUCAUAGUGUUUAUUUUCUACCAUGAUAUCGUCGCUGUUUUUGUCUUGUCUUGAAUGUUUUCUGAUAAAAACAUUUCUGUCCCCCUGACGGCGGAUGGCGACCGGAUCUAGAUCUACAUGUAAUUGUCACGUAUAGUACUCGCUGUCUAAGGUAUUAUCGUCGCUUCUAUAUCUCCGGUAUCAGUGUACUGUUCAAAAGCAUCGUUUUUGUGUCAAUAUUAAAAUACUCCAAGUCUAAAGAACUCUGUCAUUGUGGUCAAACUGGCCAGUCAAAAGACCCAUUUUCUUUCAGCUGGUAGGCGGGAAAUCGUGUACGAAAUCCGGUCCUGCCUCCGGUCUGGCCGCUACCUACACCUCCAUUGGACGUGGACCACAUAUCCCCGACAUUGAUGAACAAUCUAUAUUUUAAGAUAUGAAAAUAUGCAAGCAGUUUAGACAGUCGUAGAAUGUGUUUUCAAAAUUAAAAUCAUCUUGAGCUGAA
Messenger RNA from Mizuhopecten yessoensis (Yesso scallop), 5183 nucleotides. Its product is annotated as BTB/POZ domain-containing protein KCTD12-like. Bases 1184 to 1987 code for a protein of 267 amino acids. Gene Ontology annotation, biological process: protein homooligomerization. The transcript has a single exon. NCBI's taxonomy places the organism in Eukaryota, Metazoa, Mollusca, Bivalvia, Pectinida, Pectinidae. Gene Ontology annotation, molecular function: protein binding. The record is from RefSeq and is a predicted model, not a curated record.